UAUGUGAUCAACGAGGCAAGCCAGGGGCAGCUGGUGGUGGCCGAGAGCGAGGCCCUGCAGAGCCUGCGGGAGGCGUGCGAGGCGGUGGGCGCCACCCUGGAGACCCUGCAUUUCGGGAAACUGGACUUCGGGGAAACCGCCGUGCUGGACCGUUUCUACAACGCAGAUAUCGCUGUGGUGGAAAUGAGUGAUGCUUUCCGGCAGCCAUCCUUAUUUUACCAUCUGGGAGUUCGAGAAAGCUUCAGUAUGGCCAACAACAUCAUCCUCUACUGUGAUACCAACUCCGACUCUCUUCAGUCUCUGAAGGAAAUCAUUUGCCAGAAGAAUACUAUGUGCACUGGGAACUACACCUUUGUCCCUUACAUGGUGACACCGCAUAACAAGGUCUACUGCUGUGACAGCAGCUUCAUGAAGGGCUUGACGGAGCUUAUGCAGCCCAACUUUGAGCUGUUGCUGGGGCCCAUCUGCUUACCUCUUGUGGAUCGUUUUGUUCAGCUUUUGAAGGUGGCGCAAGCAAGUUCCAGCCAGUAUUUCCGGGAAUCUAUACUCAAUGACAUCAGGAAAGCUCGGAAUCUAUUCACUGGUAAAGAAUUGGCAGCAGAAUUGGCAAGGAUUCGGCAGCGGGUGGACAAUAUUGAAGUUUUGACGGCAGACAUUGUCAUCAACCUGUUGCUUUCCUACCGAGAUAUCCAGGACUAUGACUCUAUUGUGAAGCUGGUAGAGACUCUGGAGAAAUUGCCAACCUUCGAUUUGGCCUCGCAUCACCACGUGAAGUUUCAUUAUGCAUUUGCACUGAACAGGCGAAAUCUCCCUGGAGACAGAGCAAAAGCUCUUGACAUCAUGAUCCCCAUGGUACAAAGUGAAGGACAAGUUGCUUCCGAUAUGUAUUGCCUCGUUGGCCGAAUCUACAAAGAUAUGUUUUUGGAUUCCAAUUUCACUGACACUGACAGCAGGGACCAUGGAGCAUCUUGGUUCAAAAAGGCAUUUGAGUCUGAGCCAACACUACAGUCAGGAAUUAACUACGCAGUCCUCCUGCUGGCUUCUGGGCACCAAUUUGAAUCCUCCUUUGAGCUUCGGAAAGUUGGGGUGAAGCUGAGCAGCCUUCUGGGUAAAAAGGGGAACUUGGAAAAUCUCCAGAGCUACUGGGAAGUUGGAUUUUUUCUGGGAGCCAGUGUCCUGGCCAAUGACCAUCUGAGAGUCAUUCAAGCAUCUGAAAAGCUAUUCAAACUGAAGACACCAGCAUGGUACCUCAAGUCUAUUGUGGAGACAAUUUUGAUAUAUAAGCAUUUUGUGAAACUGACCACAGAGCAGCCCAUGGCCAAGCAGGAACUUGUGGACUUUUGGAUGGAUUUCCUGGUUGAGGCCACAAAAACAGAUGUUACUGUCGUUAGAUUUCCAGUAUUGAUAUUAGAGCCAACCAAAAUCUACCAGCCUUCUUACCUGUCUAUCAACAACGAAGUCGAGGAGAAGACAAUAUCUAUUUGGCACGUGCUUCCUGAUGACAAGAAAGGUAUACAUGAGUGGAACUUCAGUGCUUCCUCUAUCAGAGGAGUAAGCAUCUCCAAGUUUGAAGAGCGCUGCUGUUUCCUUUAUGUGCUUCACAAUUCUGAUGAUUUCCAGAUCUACUUCUGCACAGAGCUGCACUGUAAAAAGUUUUUUGAAAUGGUGAAUACCAUCACCGAAGAGAAGGGCAGAGGCACGGAAGAAGGAGACUGUGAAGGUGACUCCCUAGAGUAUGACUACGAAUAUGAUGAAAACGGUGACAGAGUCGUGUUAGGAAAAGGCACUUAUGGGAUAGUCUAUGCAGGUCGAGACCUGAGCAACCAGGUCAGAAUUGCUAUUAAGGAAAUCCCAGAGAGAGAUAGCAGAUACUCUCAGCCCCUGCAUGAAGAAAUUGCUUUGCACAAGCAUCUGAAGCACAAAAAUAUUGUCCAGUAUCUGGGCUCCUUCAGUGAGAAUGGCUUCAUUAAAAUCUUCAUGGAGCAAGUCCCUGGAGGAAGUCUUUCUGCUCUCCUUCGUUCUAAAUGGGGCCCAUUAAAAGACAAUGAGCAAACAAUUGGCUUCUAUACAAAGCAAAUAUUGGAAGGAUUAAAAUACCUUCAUGACAAUCAGAUAGUUCACCGGGAUAUAAAGGGUGACAAUGUAUUGAUUAAUACCUACAGUGGUGUUCUCAAGAUCUCUGACUUCGGGACAUCAAAGAGGCUUGCUGGCAUAAACCCGUGUACUGAGACCUUUACAGGCACCCUGCAGUAUAUGGCACCAGAAAUAAUCGAUAAAGGACCUCGAGGCUAUGGAAAGGCUGCAGACAUUUGGUCUUUGGGCUGCACAAUCAUUGAAAUGGCCACUGGAAAACCACCAUUUUACGAACUAGGAGAGCCACAAGCAGCCAUGUUCAAGGUGGGGAUGUUUAAGGUCCACCCAGAGAUCCCAGAGUCCAUGUCUGCUGAGGCCAAGGCGUUCAUCCUGAAGUGUUUUGAACCAGACCCUGACAAAAGAGCCUGUGCUAAUGACUUGCUUAUCGACGAGUUCUUAAAAGUGUCCAGCAAAAAGAAAAAGACACAGCCCAAGCUUUCAGCUCUCUCGACUGGAUCGAAUGAAUAUCUCAGAAGUAUCUCCCUGCCGGUCCCUGUUCUGGUGGAAGACACCAGCAGCAGCAGCGAGUAUGGCUCUGUUUCUCCUGACACGGAGCUGAAGGUGGACCCCUUCUCAUUCAAAACCAGAGCCAAGUCCUGCGGAGAAAAGGAUGGGAAGGGGAUACGGACACUCUUCUUGGGCAUUCCAGAUGAAAACUUUGAAGAUCACAGUGCGCCCCCUUCCCCUGAGGAGAAAGACUCUGGCUUCUUUAUGCUGAGAAAGGAUAGCGAAAGGCGGGCUACCCUCCACAGGAUCCUGACAGAAGACCAGGACAAGGUCGUGCGGAACCUGAUGGAGUCACUGGCCCAGGGUGCUGAAGAGCCGAAACUAAAAUGGGAACACAUCACAACCCUCAUCGCGAGCCUCAGAGAGUUUGUGAGGUCCACUGACCGAAAAAUCAUAGCCACUACACUGUCAAAGCUGAAGCUAGAGCUGGACUUUGACAGCCAUGGCAUCAACCAGGUGCAGGUGGUACUCUUUGGUUUCCAGGAUGCGGUCAAUAAAGUUCUCCGGAAUCAUAACAUCAAACCACACUGGAUGUUCGCCUUGGACAGCAUCAUCCGAAAGGCUGUGCAAACAGCUAUUACCAUUCUGGUUCCAGAGUUGAGGCCACACUUUAGCCUUGCAUCCGAAAGUGACACAGCUGAUCCAGAAGACUUGGAUGUCGAAGAUGAGCAUGAGGAAUCCCAUUCGAAUCAAACUGUCCGUAGACCUCAAGCCGUCGUCAUUGAGGAUGCGGUGGCUACCUCGGGAGUGAGCACGCUCAGCUCCACUGUAUCCCAUGAUUCCCAGAGCGCUCACCGGUCCCUGAAUGUGCAGCUUGGAAGGAUGAAAAUAGAAACUAAUAGAUUACUUGAAGAGUUAGUACGGAAAGAGAAAGAGUUACAAGCACUCCUUCAUCAAGCUAUUGAAGAAAAAGACCAGGAAAUUAAACACCUGAAGCUUAAGUCCCAACCAAUAGAUAUCCCUGGGUUUCCCAUGUACCACCUGAACUCUGCUGGCACAACCACUGAAGAUUCUGAACUUACUGGCUGGCUGAGAGAAAAUGGAGCUGACGAGGACACUAUCAGUCGGUUUCUGGCUGAGGAUUACACACUAGUGGAUGUUCUCUACUAUGUCACACGCGAUGAUUUAAAGUGCCUCAGACUAAGGGGAGGGAUGCUGUGCACGCUGUGGAAGGCCAUCGUUGACUUUCGGGCCAAACGCGCCUGACAGCAACUGAUUUACCCUUCAGUGGAGAUUCUGGACAUCAACACAGAAAGAAUGCUCUCCUUUGCAGAGGGGAAGGUGAAGGGAGAAGACAAAGAAGCUGCACUUUAAAAUCCAGUAUUUGUUUACUCGUGUCCAAAAAAAAAAAAAGACAACACACUGAAAUUUCCUAACUUCUGUUUCUACAAAAUUCCUAAGGACUGUUCGUAAAGGCUUUCAGAAUAAUCCUAAUUAGAAUUCUAAUGCUGAGGACUGUUUCAGUCUGCACAUUUUGAUGGAGAUAUUUCUAAGUCAGCAGCUACUGCAUUUCAGCCCAGUGUUUAUCAUGGAAGAGACAGAACAUUUCGUGUGACAGUGUACCACUGGAACAAAAUCAAAAUGUGACCACAACUUUUUAAGGGUUCUGUGUGUGUGUGAUGUGCCCUGAGCAUCUGGGCAGAAAUACAUAAUUUGGAUCGUUGUAUAAAGUUCUUUUUUUUUUUUUUAAGUGUGCAGAAUCUAAGAGUAAUGGUUUCUACUCUCUGUGCAAAUUGUCAUAUUGACUGUAUUUUGUAACUUAAGUUUCUGGCCCGAGUGUGUUUGUUAGAGGUGUUUAUGUACUACUGAACUGCACCAGUUGCACAUGCCUGGAUCAUAGUGAUGUUAGCUUGUUCUAAAGCUAUCCAUUGUGUCAUAUUUACUCAAAAGUAAAAGAUUGCCAACAUGCUACUUUGAUAAAGUCCAGAACAUUUUUACUUUGUGCUGAUGAACUAAAUGACUGGGUUAAAAUUUGGUGGGUUUGUUUUUUUCUUCAAUUAUGACAUUAAGUAGAAUCUGUCUCUAUUCAAGCAAUGAAGGGACAGCUGGGAUCCAGAUUGUUCCUUGGGGAAAACACAGGGGCACACGAGAGUGGUAAAAGUGAGAAAAAAUUAAAAAUUCAGUGUAUUUUUCCCAAUACCCCCACAUUACCUUGAAAAAGUAAGACACCAUUCUAUAUCUUAUGAGGUUUGCAAGAAGGAUCCUAACAGACAUCACUUUCUUUUCUGUAUCCUUAAUGUGGUUCUCAUAUUUGGGGAUUUCUUGAGACAAAUAUUAUAUUUUUAUGAGCCUUCCCAAGUUAACAGGAUGAGAUCUGGAGCUUGUAGAUGGAUAAAUAAAAUCAAUUUCCUAUA
Molecule: messenger RNA, 4994 nt
Organism: Cricetulus griseus (Chinese hamster)
Lineage: Eukaryota; Metazoa; Chordata; Mammalia; Rodentia; Cricetidae
Source: RefSeq, a predicted model, not a curated record